Messenger RNA from Heterocephalus glaber (naked mole-rat), 2693 nucleotides. It is a transcript of the gene Pkib, whose product is annotated as cAMP-dependent protein kinase inhibitor beta. Gene Ontology annotation, biological process: negative regulation of protein kinase activity. Lineage: Eukaryota; Metazoa; Chordata; Mammalia; Rodentia; Bathyergidae. Gene Ontology annotation, molecular function: cAMP-dependent protein kinase inhibitor activity. The record is from RefSeq and is a predicted model, not a curated record.
AUGCUUCCAAUAAACUCGGGCGGUGUCAUCGUUCGUGGUGUGGAGAGAGCCUGUAACGAUACCCCGCAGAACGCUGAUAUUCAGGGACAACUGUGGCUGAUAAUCUUGAUUAUCGCUGAGUGUGUGGAGGUCGCUUUCUCCUCCGGUGCUGAUGCUAAGCACGCAGUGCUUGGGUUCCUCGUGGGCGAUGGCGCGGGCUUCACGCGUCUCGGUCCGCGGCCCCUCGGCUGCCGCCCUGAUCACAGGAGCAUUGAUCUGAUUCUGGUUUCCGGCCCGCGCAGCCCGGCCCGGGAGGGGAGCGGGCGCUGGUCUGCGCAGCGCAGAGAGAUUGCAGCUUCGGAAAUCCGAGCCCAGCCGGGUUCCGGGGCGCCGCCCCCCGGAGCAGCCGCUCUGUAUCCCGGGCUGCGCAGCCGCGCGCUCCGGCGGCUCUGGGGCGCGGGGACCUGGAGGACGGACAGGGCCAGGACGCGUACCCCGUCCCCGCCCCUGCCCCUCGGGCCCCGCCAGCAGCGGGGACAGGACGGGGACGGGGACGGCGGAGCCGCGGCGAGCGCACUCGGGGCUCGGCUCGGGACGUGGCGGGAACCCGGCCCGCGGGGCCGCAUCGGUGCGCAGCGGGUACGCACAGGGCGCUGGGCGCUGGGCGCUGGGCGCUGGUCCCGGGUGCCGGCCGGGUCGGGUCGGGUCGGUCCGGAGCGCGCACCGCUGCCUUCCUCGCGAGGGGGCGCCGGGCUCCCGCUUCUCCGCGCCGGUUGCUGGGCUCGCCACCGGCCGCCCCUAGGGUUCCCGCGGGGCCUUCUGGGCACCACGACCUCGCCUUACGCGUCCGGGCGCAAGCCCCGUCCGAGGCCGCAGAGUCGGUGCCGUCUCCGGAGCUGCGCACACAGCGCACUGGGCCGAUCCGCCCUCCGGGACCGAGCCCUUGGCCCGGGGACCGUGCAGGCCCGGGGCCCUGGAGGCCGAGGAUCCAGGAGAGUUCACCUAGAAGGUGAAGUGCGGACCCGCCUCGGGAGCCGCGACCCGAGGGAAGGGACCCGCGGCUUCUGGCGCGCAGCAUCCGACUCGAAAUCCGCCUCCAGGGCGCCCCUGGCAGGCGCCUCGCUGUACCGGCCUAGCAGGGCCGCAGCCGGGGACGCCGCCCGGGCUGGGGUGGGGUCGGUUCCUCCGCGCUUUGGGGCUGCGCUCCGGUCCGGCCCCUGCCCAGCAUCGCCGAGUUCGUUUUCUAAAAAGGAGUUUUGGAAGCUCGGAUGGUCCCAUUUUGAAGCAAGGAAAGAGAGUCAAUCAGAGUUUCUUCGUAAGCCUGUCUUAAAUAGCAGCACGUUUCUACUGGAGACUUACCCGGCCAUGAGGACGCGCUCCCCCACCCGGCCCGACCCGGAGCCCGCGCUCUCCAGCUUCGCCGCCUCCUCGCGCAGCGGCCGGCGCAACGCCCUGCCCGACAUCCUGGGCGCGGACGCCAGCGCCUGCGAGGAGCUGCCGCCGCCGCGGAGCCUCUCGGUGAAGGAAGAUGUGCAACAGAAGAGCGAAGCAGCAGCACGAGACCGGUUGGGAAAUCCCAGAGAGGAAGAGAAAUGAAGCCGCCUCGUUUGUCAGAGGCGCACUCAGGCGCGUGGAGAGGCGGAGGGGCUGUGUUUCCCAUGAUGUGUGGCGUGGCGGUAACCAUGGAAACGUGCGUGACUCCCGUGACUCGCCGUGACUGUUCACUUGGACCGCAAGUAUGAUGUCGAAAGUAGGCCAUUAAAAGGCAAAGUACGCCCCACUGCAUCCAAGAAAAAUGUUAAGAAUGCAGGAUCACUAAUACAUAGUAUUGUCUGUAAGCCCCGCAAAAUCUGCUGUUCUCUUUUGGAUUUAUUUAGCCAGCUGUGUGUUUAAUUCCACUUUUAGGGUGAUUUUUGUGUUUCUUGUCAAGUAUACAUUCAUUUAAACUUUGUAGAAUUUGUAGGAAAUAUAUUUUUGAUGAAAAGGAGGAAUAAUAAUAGAAUAGUCAGAAUUACAUGGGUACAGUGUCUUUAUUUUUAAUCAGUAUUGCGCCAGAGUUUUUCCAAACCACAAAAAAGAUUUUAAAAUAUUGUAAAAGUUUAACAACAUAAACAUCUCUGGGAUAUUUUUGUCUGAUAUAUUUUGCUUCUAAUCUGUGUAUACUGUGAUUUUUGAUGUGGACCCUUGGAAUGUAACCUUUGUGACAAACUAUUUCUGUGGAACAUGCCUUUCAAACGGAUUUCACGACCUCCCUUCACUGUGUGUGCGCAUGUGUCUUAUUGUAAUGUGAAAUAUACAAAACAAUUUUUAAUUGCUUCACAUUGCUUUUUCUCAUGUUUUGUAUAUGUACGAGGUAUAUCUAAAGUGAUAUCCUCAGGAAUACAUACCUUAAUUUUUAUAUCUUUCCUAGAGUAGCUAACAUAGCAGUAAACACUUUAAAAUUUGGUCAAUAAUGUAGGCCCAAGGAGAAAAAUACACACUUUUAAUAUAUGUUUAAGUAUAUAUUUUGAAAGGAACAAAAAUAAACCAAGGCUUUAGAGAAUUUGGGUUUAUUAGAAAUUUUAGAAAAAUACUAGAAUUCUGAAUUUUAAAAAAUUUGAAUAAUUAAUGUAUUUUCACUUUCACACAUAUGUGCAUGUGGUUUUAAAAAAUUUGAUUGUUGGCUUAGGCCACAUCUGUAUACACUGACCAAAUAAACUCUUUCACUAGAGAAA